GCAGAGUCAGUCACACUGGUACAUUACAUCAAAGAGAACGGAAAGUGUCUCAAGAGUCAAUUUCACAAACACCAUGGACGCGCAAAUAGCCCAGCAGACAUGGGAGCUAGAGAACAACAUAAUCCCCAUGGACACGCCUCCGAGCGUGGCGAAGUCGAAGGCGGACCCAUCGGCCGACGCCAUAUUCUACUACGACGAGGCGGCGCAGGCCAAGUUCCAGCAAGAGAAGCCCUGGACCAACGACCCCCACUACUUCAAGCGCGUCAAGAUCUCCGCCCUCGCGCUCUUGAAGAUGGUCGUGCACGCCCGUUCCGGUGGGACCAUCGAGGUCAUGGGCCUCAUGCAGGGCAAGACGGACGGUGACGCCAUUAUCGUCAUGGACGCUUUUGCUUUGCCUGUUGAGGGGACAGAGACUAGGGUUAAUGCUCAGGCCGAUGCCUAUGAGUACAUGGUGGAUUAUUCCCAGACCAACAAGCAGGCGGGGCGGUUGGAGAAUGUGGUUGGGUGGUACCAUUCUCACCCUGGUUAUGGAUGCUGGCUUUCGGGUAUUGAUGUUUCCACACAGAUGCUAAACCAGCAAUUUCAGGAGCCCUUUUUGGCUGUUGUUAUUGAUCCAACUCGGACAGUGUCAGCUGGAAAGGUUGACAUCGGUGCAUUCAGGACAUACCCAGAAGGAUAUAAGCCUCCAGAUGACCCUGUGUCCGAGUAUCAGACCAUUCCUCUGAACAAAAUUGAGGACUUUGGUGUGCACUGUAAACAGUAUUAUUCUCUGGAUAUCACUUAUUUCAAGUCUUCUCUUGACUGCCACCUCUUGGAUCUUCUUUGGAACAAGUAUUGGGUGAAUACUCUUUCUUCCUCACCUUUAUUGGGCAAUGGAGACUAUGUUGCUGGACAAAUUUCUGAUCUAGCUGAAAAACUGGAGCAAGCAGAAAAUCAUUUGUCUCAUUCUCGCUUUGGGCCAUUAAUAACUCCCCCACAAAGAAAGAAGGAGGAAGAAUCACAACUUGCCAAAAUUACUCGUGACAGUGCAAAGAUAACUGUCGAGCAGGUGCACGGUCUGAUGUCACAGGUUAUCAAGGACAUUCUUUUCAAUUCUGUACGUCAAUCCAACAAAUCUCUCACACAGCCAUCUCUCACAGAACCAUCUGACCCCGAACCGAUGGUUGAAAGUUGAUUUGGACAUUCUGGCUGGUGGAACAACCAAUUUAUGAUGCUUUACUGCCUGAAGGGAUUUAUGAUGCUUUACUGCCUGAAGGAAGAUGGAGUCCGGGUUACAGUUUAUGAGCCUGAUAUUCGAAUCCAUUGUUGCAGAAAUUCUGUUGCUUCCUACACUUCUGUAAAUCCUCGAGGUGUUGAUGCUUAAUUUUUUUGGAAUUCCCAUUUUGCUAAUUCUAGUAUCUAUAUUUUGUAUUUGGUGGAUUUCGACAAAAUUAAUCAUUAUAUUGGAGUUAGGCUUUCGGAACUUUUA
Molecule: messenger RNA, 1468 nt
Organism: Prunus mume (Japanese apricot)
Lineage: Eukaryota; Viridiplantae; Streptophyta; Magnoliopsida; Rosales; Rosaceae
Product: COP9 signalosome complex subunit 5b-like
Molecular function (GO): protein binding; metallopeptidase activity
Source: RefSeq, a predicted model, not a curated record